AUUUCCGUUGCGGUGUUGUUGUUGAAGCGCUAUGGUUUAUCAGCGCGGCCUCGAUCUUUUCGCCUGAGUUUCUGUCGAGUUCUGCAGGUUCAUGUUCCGCGCAGCCGAGAUCAAGAGCUUCGGUAAAGCGGGAACCGGCUGGCACUUUCGGCGGACGAUGGACGAGCUGGUCCACGAUUUGGUGUCGGCCCUGGAGGAGAGUUCUGAACAGGCUCGUGGAGGGUUCGGCGAUGGUGGAGAUCACGCCCUGGCCGUCGGUUGCCUGCUUAAACGUCAAGCUCGCAAGCGUCGUGGCCGUAAACGCCGGUCCGAUAACCCUCACCCGCCGUGGGACACCUGUCACCUGAGCGAAGGCUCCGAAUCCAGCCUGGAAGAGCCGAAGGACUAUCGUUCCUCCACGGCUGCUGGAGGCGCACAUGCGCGCGACAACAACAACAGUGACUCAGAUGAGCAGCUGGGUGCGAAGCGCCGUACGCCACUCACCGCCGACUCGGGCAGGGGGAAGAGGCCGCUUUGGCUGGACGAUUUAAGCGGAGCUGACGCUUUAGGAACACGCAGUUUGAGGAGGCGUCGGAAGGUCAAGCGCAUGGCUGUAGAUCCACCACUAGAGGUCACCACCAUGUUGGCACCACCCAAACCGUCCACAGCAGGUGGCAGCAGAGAGGCAGGGUUCUUGGAGGGUAAAGGAAGUGAGGUAAAUAAAAACAGGGUGAAGAAAAGAAAGUUUGCGGCGCAGAGAUUCACGCAGGAUGUUGCGGAUGAAGGCGUAGUGGUGGAGAGCGAGGAGGCGGGUCAGGCGGCCAAAGAUAAGAUGGACUUUGAGGAACAGAAGGGCUCAGAUGAGGACAUGAGUGACAGGUGCGAGACAAGCAGUGUCAGUAACAGCAGUGAUGGGGGUUUGUACACUAAUGAUGAGGGAAGACAAGGUGAUGACGAGCAGAGUGAUUGGUUUUAUGAGGGUGAGCCGGGCGGGGCUUGUGGGAUUGCAGGCGUGGUCCCAUGGUGGGACAGAGAUUCGAAUGAGCUCGACCUCAAUGACCCCGUGUUUAACAGCAUACUGACCGGAGCGUUUCCGAUAAUGUCACAGGGAGCUCAAAGAGGUUUUCAAGCACGGCUCGCUCGGCAGACCUGUCUUCAGCAGUCACAGGGAGCUUCUCAGGGAAUGGUUCAUGAUAGAUUACCACGGUUAUCACAGGAUCCUCAUGACACUUGGUUCAGUUCUGGUGCCAGGAGAGAUCAGUUGCUUUGGGAUUCUCGUAGUGACAGAAGUCAUAGAAAAAGCUGCUCUUUAAAGACUGCCAACAGUUUCGGAGCUUCGCAAAUUGUGUGUCGUUUUGCACAAUUGUUGUGUCCGAACAUCAACCAUACUGAACACUAUGUGUGUGUAUGUAGACAGACGAGUGGACAUCUUGGCUCUUUGUGUACUGGAGAUAUAAAGAGGCGACGGAAAGCUGCACCUGUAGGAGCCCCUUCAGCAUCAGGUGUGGUGGGUGACGGUGCUCCUCCUCUCCCCGAAUCAAAUGUUGGGAACCGUAUGCUGCAGACUAUGGGCUGGACUCCAGGUUCGGGUUUGGGUCCCGAAGGCAGAGGCAUCACGGAGCCCAUCCGUGCGUCUCAGAGGCCAAAAGGAGCUGGACUGGGCUUCAACUGAGCUUUGAGAACAGAUAGAGAAGCUCUUCUCUCCGUUAACCUCACCAUUAACAGCAACCAGCGGCCUGAGGGGCAGCACUGAGCCGAUAGGUCCAUAAAUAUGAAGAAGAGAUGAUGGACAGAAUAUAGAGAUAUGCACCAACCCAAAGGAGAACUGACUUUAGAGCAGACUUACUGCCGCCCCACACACUUCAACUGUUAAAGGCGUCCAAACAUUUAUUAGCUGAUUUGAGUUUUUAGUAACUCCAAAAUAAUUCAUUCAAAAUUUAUAUUUUUAAGAUUUCUGAUGCUGAGAGGUAAAUUUCUCAAUAUUUGCAAGAAGCUUUAUUUGGCAUUUUUACAGAAGUACAAACUCGUAUCAUCAGGUCAUAUUCUGCCCCAAAAAAUUACAUGAAUUAUUUUAUUUUUUGCCUUGAAAAAUGCAGUUCAUUUUAUUAUUAUUUAAAUAAUAAAUUCGCAUUACCUUUAUCCAAUAGGCUUAAAUUUCUUUAUGGCUCAAUAUAAUUCUCUUUUUUUUUAUUUUGGUGUAAAAUAUGACCUAAACAUUGUUCACAAACAAAUAGGAGAACGAUUUUCCAAAAGAUUUCCAAAAGUCUAAAUUAUUAGAUUUAAGAUGAAUUGUGCAUUUUAAUUAUUUUCUUUUUACUGUGAGACAUUUAUUCUGAUAUAAACAAGACCCUUGAGAGUCUUUUAAUGAAUCUCAUCAGAUGAUACCAGCAGAAAUUCAUGAUUUAGGUUUAAUCUGUUAAUUAUUUUCCAAAAAUAAUUUUAGUCUUUAAAUGUGUCCCAGUCUCACGAAAUUACAUACCUAUAGUCUUGUAAAAAAAAAUGUAUUAUUUUUCAUGAUACGAUUCACGAAUUUCCGCCUUUUUUUAUCGUAUCACGAAUUUUACGAAUUAUGUGUCAUUGUCACAUAUUGGUUACUCAACUGUUUUAUCUUAUUUUCUUACCAUUGUCGCUUCGGUUUAGGGUUUGAUUUACUUAAAAUGACAUCCUUACCCAAACCCAACUCUAACCCUAACGCCAGGCGACAAUGGUUUAAAAAUCUGAAAAUAAAUCAGAAAGAAAUUGUAUAAACCAAUACUUAAAGUGACAUCCUAACGCAAACACCAAAUCGAACCCUAAAACGACGCAGCAAUGGUUUAAAAAUAGGAAAAAGCAGUUGAGUAACCAAUACGUGGCAAUGACACAGAAACAGAAAUUUGUCAGAAGGUCACGAAAAAACGCGUAAAUACGUGACAGUAUCAUGAAAAAGAAUUUAAAAAAUGUAUGUGACUAUUGUUGCGUUAUUUCGUGAGACUGCGUAGCAAAAUGUCAUCUUGGAGAUUAGAUCAGUCCAACUCUUUAUUUUUCUGUAUUAAUUUAAUCUUUUUAUAUAUCUUAUGUACCAUGAAUUAAUUUUUGUUAGAUUUUUAAAAUAUGUAUGUUUUCAUUUACGUCAUGAUUGGAGUUUUUAGGCAUCUUUUGGGCAUAUAUGUGCAAAUAUGUAUAUGUAAUAAUGACUGUGGAUACCUCAACCCUUCACCCCUUCCUCAUGAAAACCGCAUGUAGUAAAUGAUGAAGCAACACAGAUUGAGCCAAUGUUGUCUGAUCGAUGCUGUUUUCUUUCCACCGCGUGAAGAUGUCAUUUCAAACGCAUGCAGUUUUAAGCAGAGUAAUUGGACAAUUGGAUUCAUUGACUGAAUUAGCUGAAUUAUAAUGGAGUUAACUAUUCAGGGAGAUAAACUCAUUCUCGCUGAUCCUCUGUGAAGGUUUGGAUCACAGCAUUGUUUAGUAAACACUUCAGUGUCCCUUGCGAAAAAUCUCAGAUGAUUGGAGAUUAUUUUAUCUUGGCAGAAAAUUCAGGAAUUUGAUCUCUGAAUAGAAGAUGAGCAGAAUGUGAUGUCACUUCCUCUCUGUAACGUGGUGGAAUUCCAUGAUGAUUACCUGAAUGAAGUAUUUUUGAGUAUUUUUAAAUACUUUUGCACUCUGUUUAAAAUAUAAAAUGGACUAUUAUCAGUUUAAUGUUAAAUGAGAAGUUUAGCAUGUCUGGUUGUGUUGUCUGUGUGACACUCCACAAUGUCACAUUUGUUUACUUGAGUCUUUUUGUCAUUUUUUGCCAAUUUCGUUGGGGAUUUUUUAAAGAGCAGGGAUAAACUCUCGAUGUCUAUGUCCUGAAGUCAACGUGAUGUACUGUUCAUAUACUGUAGAUCAGUAUUAAACAUCUCUGCUUCA
Paramisgurnus dabryanus is the source of this 3864-nucleotide messenger RNA. It is a transcript of the gene gpatch2, whose product is annotated as G patch domain containing 2. NCBI's taxonomy places the organism in Eukaryota, Metazoa, Chordata, Actinopteri, Cypriniformes, Cobitidae. The record is from RefSeq and is a predicted model, not a curated record. Gene Ontology annotation, molecular function: nucleic acid binding.